Messenger RNA from Gallus gallus (chicken), 2013 nucleotides. It is a transcript of the gene LRATD1, whose product is annotated as family with sequence similarity 84 member A. Bases 229 to 1077 code for a protein of 282 amino acids. NCBI's taxonomy places the organism in Eukaryota, Metazoa, Chordata, Aves, Galliformes, Phasianidae. The record is from RefSeq and is a predicted model, not a curated record. The transcript has 2 exons.
GGGCGGCGAGGAGCCGCCUUCUCCUGCAGCGUGGGGCUGGGCCGGGGAGCCGGGAGCCCCGGGGCACUGCCCUGCCCUGCACCCCGGGAGCGAGGGGGAAGGAUCCGCGCCGGGAGUUUCCCCCUCGCACGGAGGGGAGGGAUGGAGCGGCGGAGGAAUAGGUGCUCGGGGCGGAAUCGCUGAAGUCUUUUAUCCGGCGAUUUCUGCCCUCGCCUCGCCCUGUCAUUGAUGGGAAAUCAACUGGAUCGCAUCACCCACCUGAAUUACAGCGAGCUGCCGACCGGGGAUCCCUCGGGGAUCGAGAAAGACGAGCUGCGCGUCGGGGUGGCUUACUUCUUUUCGGAUGAGGAGGAGGACCUGGACGAGCGAGGCCAGCCAGACAAGUACAGCGUGAAGGGCUCCGGCAGCCCUGACCAGGAGACGCCCACCCACCACCUCCACCACCAGCUCGUGCUGAACGAGACCCAAUUCUCCGCUUUCCGCGGCCAGGAAUGCAUCUUCUCCAAGGUCAGCAGCGGCCCCCAGGCUGGGGACCUGAGCGUCUACUCAGUGUCAGCACUUCCUGCCCUCUGCAAGCCUGGGGACCUGCUGGAGCUGCUCUACCUGGGGCCGUCGGAGCAGCCGCCGCCGCACUGGGCAGUGUACGUGGGCAGCGGGCAGAUCAUCCACCUGCACCAGGGGCAGAUCCGCCAGGACAGCUUGUACGAGGCGCCCGCGGGCAACGUGGGCCGGGUGGUGAAUAGCUGGUACCGCUUCCGCCCGCUGGUGGCUGAGCUGGUGGUGCAAAACGCCUGCGGGCACCUGGGCUUAAAAAGCGACGAGAUCUGCUGGACUAACUCCGAGAGCUUCGCCGCCUGGUGCCGCUUCGGGAAACGGGAGUUCAAAGCCGGGGGGGAGCUGCAGGCUGCUGCCGGCACCCAGCAGCAGUACUAUCUCAAGAUCCACUUGGCGGAGAACAAGGUGCACACAGUGAGGUUCCACAGCCUGGAGGAUCUAAUACGCGAGAAGCGCAGAAUCGAUGCCAGUGGCAAACUGAGAGUGAUCAAAGACCUCGCUAUAGUGGAUGGGAAAGAAUAGUGCUCAGCGGGGGUACGUGGCUAUCUUCCUUCUGCCCUGCUGGGGAGCUCAGCCUGCCACAGGGGCAGCCGGCUGCACCCUCUUUCCAUGGGAUGCGACUGAAAGCAGGAUCCAUGGCAACAUUCCAAACAAACAGCGUUCUUUACACCCAUAGCCAGUAUUUUGUUUGGCUUUUAAUAGUGUUAAUGCUGAAAGAGCGCGUGAGAGAGAGGAAGAAAAGAGGGGGGAGGUGCAUGAAGGCUGUUCUCUCAGUGUGUGGACAAAGUCUCUCCUGUUGAUCGAUGUUGACCAUUCUAGCAACAUGCUAAUAAAAUUUCAAAUUGAAAUUUCUUUAAUUUUUAUUUCAUGGCUUUAAUCCAUGACAAAUUUUAAACAUCAGGGGCCAUGGAUGUGGAUUUAGCUAAAUGAGUUUUUAGCUAAUGUUUGCCUUGCAGCCAACCAAAAGCAUCCAUCGUACUUUGCUAGUUGGAAGGGGUUGCAGGUGGGGGAGUUGUAAAUGCUUGUUUGCUUUGUUUCUCAACACUGUUGCUUCAGUCCAUAGCUGCAACCCAAAUUUUAUCCCAGCCAACUCUAGCAAGACAUCAACAGGGGAAAACGCUUUCACGUUUCUGGUUGAAGCUGAUCACGUUUAAAAUAACGUCUUUGCUUUCUGUCUGCAGCUCUCUGCUAAAUGUUGUUAUAAUUUAUAAGCUGCUUCCACCACCCCUCUUCUUAAUAUUUUUCUGUCAAAAAGUUGGUGAGCAGCUGUUUCCUUGAAACUAAAUUCACUGGUUGAAGGUGUAUUUUGGCGAACAGUGUACUCAGUGUUGGUCCUUGGAGAUCCAGCCUCUAGGAUCUUAUGCUUGGGCUGUGGGUUUGUGUCUCUGUAGUGACUCUCAUUGCAACACUGCUUCACUACCUCUUCAUGCAUAAAUCAACAGAAUCCUGAGGGGGGGG